UUUUCAAUUACUGACGUUCUAUCCUUUGGGCAACUCUGUAGAUAAAGAAGCACGCAGACAGCAACGCUAACCCAAAAAACUCCAUCUCCGUCACAUUCCGAAAAUGACGUUCGAGACUCCGCUCGGCAAGGCCCUCCAAGGGGGACCGUCUACACAGUUUGGGUUCUGGCUCACGCUUCCCAGUGCGCCUGUUGCUCGAGUCCUUCUCCGGUCGGCGUCGGCUUCUCCCUUCAAUAAAUUCAGCUGGGUACUGGUUGAUGCUGAACACGGAUUGAUCUCAGACAAGGACUAUUAUGAGUUGUCUACCGCCAUCGCCUCCGAAGGGGCAAGCCCCAUCAUCCGAGUCCCUUGGCACGAGGAAUGGAUGAUCAAGCGCGCUCUGGAUGCUGGCGCCCACGGUGUUCUAUUGCCAAUGUGUCAUACUGCGGAAGAUGCAAAGCGUAUUGUUCAAUACUCCAAGUACCCACCACUUGGGUCACGAGGAUAUGGGCCUAUGUUUUCUCCCCAUUCUCUCCCCGGAGUCACGGGAGGCCAAUAUGAUGACGGAGCCGAUCAAAGUUUGAUGGUCAUGGUCCAAAUUGAAUCGAGAUCAGCCUUGGAGAAUGUGGAGGCAAUUGCCAAGACAGAUGGUGUGGAUGUCCUCCUGAUUGGUCCUUUUGAUCUUGCCAAGCAGAUGGGGGUCGUUCGGGGCGGCGAGGAACAUGAGGCUGCCAUUCAAACGAUUCUAAAGGCCUCCCACGCUGCAGGCAAGAAAGCGGCCAUCUUCUGCACCAACGGUAGUCAGUCUCUCGAGCGAGCUAGCCAGGGCUUCGAUAUGGUGUCAAUCAUCACCGACCUAGGCGCCGUCGAAGAGGGAAUCACUCAGACCCUGCAGAUUGCGAGUGGAAAGGGCACGGAGGGAGGAAAGGAGCAACGCGAUCAAUACUGAUAGAAUUUAGAGUAUCUGAUGGAUCCGUUACGGUCAAUUUGAUCGAUGCAAUAAUGUUCGUAUUGAUGAUGAUGAUUAUGAUUGCUUGUCCUCGUCAUCUGGAUCGGUCGGAAGAGGGGUUAUCAUACCCCCCUUCUGACUAAGGUCCGGAUAUCAAUCUAUCAGAGGUUUCGUUAUACAGGGUCAUAUUCCAACAGUAUCCAAUAAAUCACAUCAGACUUCCUGGC
Molecule: messenger RNA, 1155 nt
Organism: Ilyonectria robusta
Lineage: Eukaryota; Fungi; Ascomycota; Sordariomycetes; Hypocreales; Nectriaceae
Product: Pyruvate/Phosphoenolpyruvate kinase-like domain-containing protein
Exons: 6
Coding region: 104-928 (274 amino acids)
Cellular component (GO): cytoplasm
Molecular function (GO): aldehyde-lyase activity
Source: RefSeq, a predicted model, not a curated record